AUGGAUGGACAAAGCUUUGGGAAAUGGAUAAUUACCAUUUACUUCAUAUCUACUACAAUUUUGCAGUCUGAUGGAAGGAGACCUGUUAAAGGGCACUGGGGGGAGUGGGGCCCCUGGUCUGGGUGUGCUGCCUCCUGUGGCUCCGGUAUUUCCACAAGAACAGCAAAGUGGAUUAUGAACGGCAUUACCACACAACAUCUGUUUUAUGAUCUCAUUGAAUGCUCAGCCGAGGUCAAUUGUCCUGAGGAUGGGUAUUGGGGCAUGUGGACUAGAUGGAGCACCUGUCCAGUGAUGUGCGGGGGUGGUGUUCAGAAGCGCCACCGGAAAUGUGACAAUCCAAAGCCUACUAAUGGAGGAAGGGAAUGUGGAGGGCAUGACUCUGAAAAACAAGUCUGCAACAAUAGAACGUGCCCAGGUAUUCCAAAAGAUUUUGAUCCAAUCAUAUGUAUGACAGAUGUUUUUAUAUGUAAAAGUGCUAAGUUCUGCAUCCCACGGAAGUUUGAAUGUGAUGCUAAACUUGAUUGUGACGACGGAAGUGACGAAAUUGAUUGUGUAAUAGCGGUACAAUCGGAAACCACAGACAGUUCUGGAUGUAUGUUUUAUAAAUCAACAAGAGUGUUAAACUUGGUUCUCUUAUUCCCAAUUUUGGCACUUGUUUGGCCUUUAUAA
Molecule: messenger RNA, 669 nt
Organism: Saccostrea echinata
Lineage: Eukaryota; Metazoa; Mollusca; Bivalvia; Ostreida; Ostreidae
Product: thrombospondin-1-like
Exons: 5
Coding region: 1-669 (222 amino acids)
Biological process (GO): extracellular matrix organization
Cellular component (GO): extracellular matrix
Molecular function (GO): protein binding; metalloendopeptidase activity
Source: RefSeq, a predicted model, not a curated record